CAGCACAAAGGAAACAGAAUGUAUCUUAUUUCAACGUGGUCAGAGAUAGAUUGUUAAGGAAAUAUCCUGUCAAAAUCUGAUAAUUAAUGUGAGAGAUUUUUUUCAGUAGCACAUUAAAUGUUCUUCCAUCCUCUCAUUAGGAUUUAAUAUGCAGGUUAGAAUUUGUGAACUGAUAUUGCAUCAGUCAACAAAGGUCAUUAAUCAGUGCUAAUAUUAGAUUUCAAGCUAGUAAAGUAUAAAAAAGUAUUUCACUCGGAAAUAUGCACAAUAUAUGCUACUUGAUCACAGUUCAAGUAAUUGAAUGAUCUUUCUUGUAGAAGAGCCUGGUGAAAUACUGAGCCUGAUGAGUGUGAUCCUGAGCGGUGUGACUGUUGUUCUCACUAAAGUCAUCAUUGUCCUUGUUGUCAAAAUGAGGCAAAGAGAAUCUGGACUCUGAAGGAUUCAGCAUUGAUUUUCCAACCCAAAACAAGAAAGAAGUGGAAACUCAACCUCAUAUAUGCUGCAACUAGAAAGACGUAAAAUAGCUUCAGUCAUACGCUCGAUGAUGAACUUCUUCACCUUGAUAACAGUAUUGACUCUCUGCAGCCUCAGCUGGAUCUCUGUCUCAGGUUCUGAGUCUCAGACUGUGGAGGCUCAGCCUGGUCAAGAUGUCACACUGCUGUGCUCCAACAUUUCCAAAUAUGAAUCUAUGACAUUCUGGUUCAGACUGAUCAACAGAACCAAGAUGAGCUGCAUCUCUGUUAUGUUCAAUUCUAAAAGCAAUGCUUCAUUCUGUGAUGGAUAUCAGAGUGGAAAAUUUGAAAUGAGAUCCAACAUCACCACUCUCUUUCUCAAAAUCAAACAAGUGGAUUUGUCUGACUCUGGACUGUAUUUCUGUGGAUUUUACACAGACGGGCGUCCAAGUUUCACUGUAAUACAUUUAAACAUUAAAGAAGGCAGCGAUGAGCCACAUGAUGACCUGGACAACAAGUGUAAAAAAGAGUUUGAUGGAAUAGCAAAGCUGAUGAUUGUCGUCCUGGGCAGUCUGACUGUUGUCCUUGCCACUUGUCUGGUUGUCAAAUACAGGAAACUUCAGACAGCUGCCAAUGAGGAACAGAGACCACAACAGCGUGAGAAUCUGGACUCUGAUGACCUGAAGGAUGCAGCCCUGAGUUUGUAUUUAACAACAAUAAGAAACAGGAGGCCUGAGUCAGAGAGACAAGUGGAGACUCGUGUUAUUUAUGCUGCCAGCAGAUAGACUCAGAGUGGUUCAGAGGAGCUGAUGCUUUAUCAUAUUAAUCUGCUACUGUGUUCUUUUGUGGUUGGGUGGGAGGAGUUACCAUUUUCUUAUUGAGAAGAAAAUCAAAUAAUAUUUGACUUUUACUCUCAUGACUUGCUAAUUUUAUCUGACUUUGCUGACUGUCCAGAUCAACAAUAGAUAGAUGGAAGCCUGCAGCAGUGGAGGAGUGAGUGAGGUACACACACAGUGUGGUCUGAGCUCAACUGAGGUGGAAACCACGUGGAAAGCAGCCUUACUGAAGCACAGUUCAUUGUGGACAUUGCAGAGCUUCAGUCACACUCACCAUGAAGAACUUUACCUUGAUAACAGCUUUAAGUCUCUGCAGCUUCAGCUGGAUCUCUGUCUCAGGUUCUGAGUCUCAGACUGUGGAGGCUCAGGUUGGUGAAGAAGUCACACUGCUGAGUACCAACAUGUCCAAACGCAGCACUCCGACAUUCUGGGUCAAACUGGUCAACGGUACAAAGGCCAGCUGUAUCACUGUUAUGAUCAAUGACGAAGUUCAACACUGCGACGGAUUUCGAAAAGGAAAAUAUGAAAUGACAUCCAAAAUCUCCACUGUCUUUCUCAGGAUCAAACAUGUGGAUUUAUCUGACUCUGGACUGUAUCUCUAUGGAUGUUAUGAAAUUGGACGUCCGAAUUUCAAUGUGAUACAUUUACAUGUUAAAGGAGGCAGCGAUGAGCCACAUGAUGACAUGGACAACAAGUGUAAAAAAGAGUCUGAUGGAAUAGCAAAGCUGGUGAUUGUCGUCCUGGGCAGUCUGACUGUUGUCCUUGUAAUGGUCAUCAUAUGUCUGGUUGUUACAGUCAGGAAACUUCAGACAGCUGCCAAUGAGGAACAGAGACCACAACAGCGUGAGAAUCUGGACUCUGAUGACCUGAAGGAUGCAGCCCUGAGUUUGUAUUUAACAACAAUAAGAAACAGGAGGCCUGAGUCAGAGAGACAAGUGGAGACUCGUGUUAUUUAUGCUGCCAGCAGAUAGACUCAGAGUGGUUCAGAGGAGCUGAUGCUUUAUCAUAUUAAUCUGCUACUGUGUUCUUUUGUGGUUGGGUGGGCGGAGUUACCAUUUUCUUAUUGAGAGGAAAAUCAAACAGUCCAAUAAUAUUUGACUUCUUAUCAGUGCUUUUACUCUCAUGUCUUGCUCUAUCUCUUGCUCUCUGUGUUGCUAAUUGUAUCUGACUUUGGUGACUGUCCAGAUAGACAAUAGAUAAUAGAAGCCUGUGGUCUGUUCCAUCAAAGCUCUGUGCAAAUAAAGUCUGAAAUGAAGCAGUGAA
This is a messenger RNA of Dicentrarchus labrax (European seabass), 2551 nucleotides long. RefSeq lists its product as uncharacterized. The transcript is spliced from 14 exons. Lineage: Eukaryota; Metazoa; Chordata; Actinopteri; Moronidae. The record is from RefSeq and is a predicted model, not a curated record. Bases 1564 to 2259 code for a protein of 231 amino acids.